Exophiala aquamarina CBS 119918 is the source of this 299-nucleotide messenger RNA. RefSeq lists its product as uncharacterized. The record is from RefSeq and is a predicted model, not a curated record. Lineage: Eukaryota; Fungi; Ascomycota; Eurotiomycetes; Chaetothyriales; Herpotrichiellaceae. Gene Ontology annotation, biological process: transmembrane transport. Gene Ontology annotation, molecular function: transmembrane transporter activity. Gene Ontology annotation, cellular component: fungal-type vacuole membrane; plasma membrane. The annotation marks the transcript as partial. The transcript has a single exon.
CUACAGGCGCUAUCGUACCUACAUUUACGGCAACGUUUUGUGCCCUUACGGGCCUUCGUCAGAUCGCGAUGGCUCGUUACGCCUUCGGAAUAUGUGGCGCCAAAAUCUAUGGUUUGGUCAACAUAGUUGUCAAUCUUGGCUUCGGUACAAUCGCCCGCAUUAUUGCAGGUCAACUUAUCAGCGCUAUUACCGACGGCAAAGUUGCAAUCGGCGUUGGGAUUAUAGUCCUGUGCGUCGCAGCGUACAUCAUCUCCUUUUUCGGUUUGCACGUCAUUCACCUACACGAACAGGUCGCAUAG